Ostreococcus tauri is the source of this 840-nucleotide messenger RNA. RefSeq names its product Adenylate kinase. Gene Ontology annotation, cellular component: cytoplasm; mitochondrion. The record is from RefSeq and is a predicted model, not a curated record. Gene Ontology annotation, molecular function: ATP binding; AMP kinase activity. Lineage: Eukaryota; Viridiplantae; Chlorophyta; Mamiellophyceae; Mamiellales; Bathycoccaceae. Bases 1 to 840 code for a protein of 279 amino acids. Gene Ontology annotation, biological process: nucleobase-containing compound metabolic process. The transcript has a single exon.
AUGAUGCAGAGCCGCGUGAGAUUGACCAAACCUCUCGCGCGAUGCGCGCGCGCGUUCAGCGCUCAGCCGUCGCCCUUCGACGCCACCGGCGACGCCGUGGACGCGCUGAGAAACGAACUCACCAAAACCUGCGACGAGGUUGUGGCGGCCGGCAAAAAAUUAAACUGGGUCUUCUUAGGCGCCCCCGGCGUGGGAAAAGGGACGUACGCGUCGAGAGUGGCGAAACAAAUGAAGAUCCCGCACGUGUCCAUGGGUGAUUUAGUCCGCGCGGAGAUCAAGGGGGAGACGGCGAUCGGAAAGGAGAUGCGCGCGCUCGCGGCGGCGGGCGCGCUCGUCCCGGAUGAGACGGUGUUGGAAAUUUUGAGGUUGCGAAUCGAAAAGGGGAAGAAAGACGGCGAAAGAGGGUUCUUGCUCGAUGGGUUCCCGCGAACGGUGCCGCAGGCGGAACGGUUGAACGACAUGGUGGAGGUGACGUCGGCGCUGAACCUGACGCUUCGCGAGGACAUCUUGGUCGAAAAAUGUUGCGGACGACGCGAGUGCGGGGAGUGCGGCAAGGCGUUUAACAUCGCGGUAAUUCGAAGCGAAAAAGAAGGUGAGCCCACGAUCGUGAUGCCGCCCCUGAACCCGCCCGAGGCGUGUCUUGGAAAGAUGACGCAACGUGCGGACGAUACGGAGGACGUCGUCCGCGCGCGCCUGGACGUGUACAAGAAAGCGACGAUCCCAGUCGAGGAGUACUACCGAAAUAAAGGUCUUCUGAGCGAAUUCCCAAUCAUGGGGGGGAUUCCCGAGACGACGCCGAUGCUUCUUAAGCACAUCAUCGACAUCCUUCGUCGACGGUGA